UUGACAACAAACACACGUGCAGAAUUAAUUUAGUUAAAAUUAAUGGAGAAACACAACUUUUGUUACAAUGUAUACAGUUGCAUUGACGUUCUGUGCAAGAAUGACGCCAGGGCAUCAAAAGAUUUGUCUCGAUUUCUUAGUAAACAGAUAUGGGCUCCAGAUGAUAGGCAACUUGUGUUAGAAACGCUUGCCAAUUUAUUUAUUCAAGUAAAAGUAAGCAGGUUCGGAGAAGUUAUCCGACCAAUUCUGCUGGACAUCACGACAAGAUGUGCCACACAAAUUGAGAAGUCAGGAACGCCCUUUGAACAGCAUGUGUUGUUUUGCCUAGCAAUAGCAGACUGCUUGAAGUGGCCAGAUAUUCAAAAAUUUACUCUUGGCUAUAUACAAGGAAAGACCAGCUUUUUGUCUGUUGGAGAGCGCACCUCAAAAGAACCAAAGAAGAAAAAGCUAAGAAAAUGCCAGAGCCAAAACAAAUCGAAGUGCAGAGCUGCAUGGUUGUUUGUGAAGUACUUAGGGGAAAGUGUGGAGGAGUUCCUUCCCCUGAUUGAUAUAUUGCCAUUUGUACAGUGUGAACAUCUGGAGACAAAAUGGUAUGCCUGCCAUGCUGUCAUGACACGACAGAGGAUGUCAGCUGCUCAGAGGAUGGCCUAUAUGGAGCUACAUUUCACAGAUAAGGAGACCAGGGAGCUGAGAUUGAGCCUGGGAGAAGAUAUGAUUGACCAUUCCCAGGAAUCAAAGCAUGCCACAUUUGUACCAGAACACACCAAUGAGCUGUCACACACACGCCACAUGAUCUUGGGGUCUGAUUUCUGUGAUAAGGUCAUAUGUGUAGGUGGGGUACUGCUGUCAAGGAUACAGGUCUCUCAAUCAGAUAUGAAACUGGACCUACUACCAGUGCCAUCCAAUGAGACCAACUUACACAGCAUAGCAAUGGCCGUGUCCUCGGGCUCACCAGUGCUACUGCAGGGGGUGGUCGGGUCAGGGAAGACAACUCUUGUAGAGCACCUGGGCAAACUGACUGGCAGAGUUUCCCCCCCUGCCUUAAUGAAGAUCCAACUUGGGGACCAGAUAGACAGCAAGGCUCUACUGGGCACAUACCGUUGCACAGAAGUACCCGGUGAGUUCAUAUGGCAACCGGGAGUGCUGACCCAGGCAGUAACUAAUGGUUACUGGGUGCUAAUGGAGGACAUAGACUAUGCCCCCAUGGAGGUUGUCUCGGUCCUGAUGCCCCUGCUGGAGACUUGUACCCUUUCCAUACCCGGGCAUGGGGACUGCAUACGCGCCGCACCUGGAUUUCACCUGUUUGCUACUCAGAGACUGGUCGGUGGCAGUUCCGGGUGGCAGAAACAGCAGACGGGAACCAGUCAGCUUCUAGACAAGCUGUGGACCAGCGUUCUGGUGGAGCCACUUUCUCGCUCAGAACUCAAACUUGUGAUAUGCACCAAGUUCCCCAAGCUGGAGACGGUGGUUGACCGUCUGCUGGACAUCUACUUCCUAUUGUCUGCCGGCAACCACCAGGGGGCGCUGGAGGAUGCCAUGGCAACACAAGAGGAGAGUGUGGGAAAGUUCCUCACCAGAGAUGGUAGACUCAUUUCCACAAGAGACCUUAUAACCUGGUGCAGCAGAAUUGCAAAAGACUUUGAUGUGUCGUCAACAGCAACAGGCAAUCUCGUGCUACAAGAAGCUAUGGAUUGUUUUGUAGCCUGCCUAUCCAAACCCAGCAAACGUCUGCCGUUAGCAGAAGCAAUUGGUGCUAAACUUAAUGUGCCUAGUGUAAAGGUGCAGUACUACAUGGAUCGUUACAAGCCUGAGGUCACUGUGACAACCAGCAUGUUCACAGUGGGGCGUGUGUCACUACCUGUGCAGCAGACGUCACCUUUCAUGCAGAUGAGGACACGUAGUACAUUCUCCUACACCCGCCAGUCCAGUGUAUUGCUAGAGCGUGUUGCCAUGUGUGUUUUAAACAGGGAACCAGUACUGCUGGUUGGAGAAACUGGAACCGGAAAGACAUCAUCCGUUCAGUUUCUGGCUGAACAACUUGGUCACAAGCUUCAUGUGAUCAAUAUGAACCAACAAAGUGACAGUGCAGAUCUGCUUGGAGGGUUCAAGCCGGUUGACGUCAGACACGUCAUCAAGCCUUUAUUUGAGGAGUUUGAACUUCUCUUUUGUAAGAGCUUCUCCCGCAAGCAGAAUGCAAAGUUCCUGGGGCAUUUACAGGACUGUUUUAACAAAAAGAAAUGGGACACUUUGUUUCAAUUGAUUGACCACUCCAGCAAAUCAGCCUUGACAAAGUUUGAGAAUGAAGCAAAUAUUUUGGAGAAAUGGACAGCCCUAUACAAGAGACUUGGUCAGUUGAAGUUACAGGUCCAGCAGACAGAAAAUGCACUGGCAUUUACAUUUGUUGAGGGCAGUCUAGUGAAGGCUAUACGAGCGGGCGACUGGGUGUUACUGGAUGAGAUUAACCUUGCCGCCAUGGAAACGCUCGAGUGCCUCAGUGGGCUACUGGAGAGUACUGCGGGCUCCAUACUGCUCAUGGAACGCGGAGAUUUGGAGCCAGUGGUGCGACACCCCAAUUUCCGCCUGUUCGCCUGUAUGAACCCCGCUACAGAUGUGGGCAAAAAGGAUCUGUCACCUGGCAUCAGAAAUAGAUUCACAGAGCUGUACGUGGAUGAACUUGAAGACAGCCAGGAUCUGAAGAUCCUCGUGUGUGACUAUCUGCGUGGGCUAUCUCUCACUGCCGGACAGGUGGACGGCAUUGUAAAAUUCUACCUGACCAUACGAGGUGAGGCAUCGCGCAGGCUGACAGACGGGACCGGGCACCCACCACAUUACAGCUUACGUACACUAUGCAGGGCGCUGAAGUUUGCAGCAAAGAAUAGUUGUGACUCAAUACCGCGGUCUUUGUAUGAGGGUUUCUGCCUGAGCUUCCUGACCCAGCUAGACCGCUCCUCCCACCCCGUCGUGGAGCAGCUGGUCUCCCAACAUGUCCUGGGCAAGGCCAAUGUCAAGGCUGUCCUGAAACAGGCCCUGCCAGCCCCCACUAGGGGCCGCUGUUUGAACUUUGAGGGCUACUGGGUAGGGGUUGGUGAUCUGGAACCCUUCACACCGCAAGACUAUAUUUUGACGCCGUCUGUGCGGGCGAAUUUGAGGGACCUGGUGAGGGUUGUCUCUUCUGGGCAACACCCCGUCCUUCUACAGGGAGAGACGUCAGUGGGUAAAACCAGUCUCAUCCAUUGGCUGGCCCAGAGUAGUGGGAACACCUGUGUGCGCGUCAAUAACCAUGAGCACACAGAUCUGCAGGAGUAUGUCGGGUGCUACGCUGCAGACGACAGCGGCAAACUGGCCUUUAAAGAAGGUGUCCUGGUUGAGGCCAUGAAGCUCGGUCACUGGAUCAUCCUAGAUGAGCUCAACCUGGCCCCUAGCGAUGUGCUCGAGGCUCUCAACCGUCUCCUUGACGACAACCGAGAACUCUUCAUCCCGGAGACCCAGGAGACCGUGAAGGCACACAGCCGCUUCAUGCUGUUUGCUACCCAGAAUCCUCCUGGCCAUUACGGUGGCAGAAAGAUGUUAUCAAGAGCCUUCAGAAACCGAUUCGUCGAGUUGCACUUUGAUGCAAUCCCGAACAAAGAGCUUGAGACGAUUCUCCAUGAGCGCUCCGAGAUCCCACUCUCGUACGCCAGACGUCUGGUGGGCGUGAUGUUGGAGCUGCAGACUCGGCGCCGGGGCUCGGGUGUGUUUGCCGGCAAGACGGGCUUCAUGACCCUGCGUGACCUCUUCCGCUGGGCGCAGAGGUACAAGUGCCCAGAGCUGGAUGACAGGAAGUUCUAUAACUGGGAUAAGCACCUGGCUGAUCAAGGGUACAUGCUACUGGCUGGGCGUGUCCGUAAACCCGAAGAAGCAGAGGUCAUUAAAGAGGUCAUUGAGAAACAUUUCAAAUGCAAACUCUCCACUGAAAGUCUGUUUACACUGAACCAGUCCACUUCCCUGACUUCCAAGUCAACACUGGAAAGUGUUCUUGACCAAUCAGCAGAGGGCUUUCAUCACAUCGUUUGGACCUCCAGCAUGCGAAGAUUGGCGGUUCUGAUUGGUCAGGCCAUCAGAUACAAAGAACCAGUACUCUUGGUUGGAGAAACUGGAUGUGGAAAGACUAUCAUGUGUCAGCUGUACGCAGCCAUCUACAAGAGCCGACUACACAGCGUGAACUGUCAUCUCCACACAGAGAGUGCUGACUUCCUGGGAGGUCUGAGACCCGUGAGGUCACAUGACGAUGAACAUAAGGACAAGCUGUUUGAAUGGGUAGACGGCCCACUAGUUCAGGCGAUGAAAGGCGGUGCCAUGUUUUUGGUGGACGAAAUCUCAUUGGCAGACGACAGCGUGCUGGAAAGGUUGAAUAGCGUGCUGGAACCUGAGCGGACAAUCCUAUUGGCUGAGAAAGGAGGUGGUGAUGGGGCAACCAAUCAGGUGGAGCAGGUGGUUGCUAAGGAUGGUUUCCAGGUGUUCGCCACUAUGAAUCCUGGUGGGGACUUCGGGAAGAAGGAGCUCUCGCCAGCCUUACGGAACAGGUUCACUGAAAUCUGGUGCCCGCCUAGCAACCAGCGCCAGGACCUGGUGGACAUCAUCGAGCACAACUUGCAUUCUGGGAUACACCUUGGCAACCAGGAAGACGGUACCAGCGGCAUUGGGCGGGCGGUCAUGGACUUUGUGGAGUGGUUCUCGAACAAUGAGCUAGGGAGGAGGUGCACUGUGAGUAUAAGAGACAUAUUGACUUGGGUCCAGUUCAUAAACACCUGCUCCAGGAAGGUCAGCUCUGCCGAUGCCAUGGAAACAGAUGAUGUGACCUUGAACCAACUUGACCCUGCUGUGGCCUAUAUACACGGGGCUUGUUUGGUGUUUUUGGAUGGUCUAGGAGCAGGCACAACCAGUCAAGGAAAAGAUGUUGUUGUUGGACAGUUACGUGCAGCCAGUCUUAGUUUCCUGAUAAGGCAGGUGAACUCUCUGACCCGGCAAGAGUAUGACCUUGAUGACCUUGGACUCCUUGACGACAGUCACAUGACCAAACAAGCUGUCAUGGAAACGGUGGAAGACUUUUGCAUACCACCUUUUAGUGUUGCCAAAGGUGACAAGAAAUCCCAUGACAAUGCACGGUAUGCCCUUGAAGCCCCUGGCACAUGCAGGAACGCACAGCGCGUGUUAAGGGCCCUACAGUUGCCCCGCCCCCUACUGCUGGAGGGCAGCCCUGGGGUGGGGAAGACCAGCCUGGUGACCGCGAUAGCCCGGGCGUCCGGACGUGACCUUGUCAGAAUAAACCUCUCAGAACAGACUGAUGUGACAGACCUGUUUGGGGCUGACCUGCCCGUGGAAGGGGCCGAGGGAGGCAGGUUUGCCUGGAGGGAUGGACCCCUGUUGCAGGCCCUGAAAGCUGGCAGCUGGGUCGUCCUAGAUGAGCUGAACCUCGCGUCCCAGUCUGUGCUUGAGGGACUCAAUGCCUGCCUCGACCAUCGUGCAGAGGUUUACAUCCCCGAGCUCGGCAAGACGUUCCACAUACAGCACGAGAAGACACGCCUGUUUGCCUGUCAGAAUCCUCUCAACCAGGGUGGUGGUAGGAAAGGGCUGCCCAGGUCCUUCCUGAAUAGAUUUACACAGGUGUACAUAGAGCCUCUAACGGUGGCAGAUCUGAUGUUCAUUGCCAGUACGAUGUACACAGACAUUCCAAAGGAAAUACUCCAGAACAUGGUGCACUUCAUUAGAAAGAUGUAUGAGGAAACUGGGGCACAGGGGUCAUGGGGUCAGAAAGGAGGACCAUGGGAGUUCAACCUUCGUGACCUCUUCAGAUGGUGUGACCUUCUUAGACAAAACCAGCGGCCUGAGAACCUUGAUCCAGGCGAGUACCUAGGCUUGGUGUUUGCUGAUAGGAUGAGGACACCUGCUGAUAAGCAAAAGGUUUACAAUCUCUACAUAUCAGUGUUUGAAGACUCGAAAGAACCCUAUCAGUGUUCCGGAGUGUUCCACUUUGACCCUGACCAGGUGCAAGUGGGUCACUCCUUCUUAGAGGUCAAAGAUCAAGGUCAUCACCAUGACAGCAAGGCCAGUUCACUGCAGUUGCUAAACCACAGUUUGGGCCCUUUGGAGUCACUAUUGAAAUGUGUCGAGAUGAACUGGAUGGCUGUUCUGGUUGGUUCCCCAUCUAGCGGUAAGUCUAGCACAGUGGAGCUGCUUGCAAGACUGACAGGGAACCAGCUAAAUGUUCUGGCUAUGAACAGCGCCAUGGAUACCACGGAACUUCUGGGCGGAUUUGAACAGGCAGAUGAGAGUAGGCACAUUGAAGAGAUCCUUGACGCUGUCAAGGGCAUGGUGACUGACAUUUGCAACAAGCAGCUGCUGCUUGGUAACCAGGACUCCCUAGCAACGCUCACAAAGGUGCAUGAACUGUGGAAACAGUGUCUUAACAAGCCAAGAACAGCUGACACUUUGUCAAGUGUGGACGAGCUCCACCAGAAGAGAACUCAAGUAUCGGACAUCUUAACAAUCCUAAGACUGUGCAAGAAGAUCGCAAGAAAUUUCCCGGAAAACUCUGGAAUGCUGUUACAGAUUUCAGCCAUUAAGAAGAGGUUGAUAAAACUAAAAGGGAAGCUCUCAUUGGCUGUUGCUGGUCAAGGGGGUGGGGCGUUUGAGUGGGUGGACAGUGUCCUUGUAAAAUCCCUGGUGCAAGGUCAAUGGCUGAUGAUUGACAACGUGAACUUCUGCAGUGCCUCAGUUCUGGACAGGCUCAAUGCCCUGUUGGAGCCCCACGGGGUUCUCAGUAUUAACGAGCGAGGGGUCAUUGACGGGGAAAUCCCAACUAUAAAGCCGCACCCAAACUUCAGGUUGUUCCUGUGCAUGGACCCAAGGCAUGGAGAAAUCUCAAGGGCCAUGAGGAACCGUGGCAUUGAAAUCUACCUGCCAGGAGAGGAAGAUGGCCAUAGCUAUGAAACAUUUGACCUAAAGCUGAUAGCCAAUGGGAUGGGUUUGCAUUCCCAGGUGUUUUUUGAUUGGCUUAUGGAGCUCCACAAUCUCCUUAAGGAAGAGUUACCCAGGGGAGAAAAACCUGGUGUGUCUAGCUUCCUGCAAGCAUGUGCCCAGGUUACACACCACCGUGACCACGGUUAUGACCUUGACGGAUCACUUCGAUUGGCUUGCUUCUGUGUGUAUGUACAGAGGCAGAGGCAUACCCAGACAAAGAAGAUUGCAACAGACAUUCUGGAGGGCCAUCUUAAAGAGUGGAAUUCCAUUUCUGCUAUUGCCAGAAACCCAGAACUUGGCCUAGUGCCAAUAUGCCUGCCAGAUGCUGCUACGGUUAUCAGUGACCCUUCUGCUGCCAUGGUGAUAAGAAACACUGCCAUGUUUGUACAUGUGGUAGAGACAUACAAAAGCAUAGAACACCAAGACAUCAAGUUAAAAGCAUCAGUGAAUCUUGCUCUGAGUUUAGCUUCUGAAGGAAACUUGUUGCUGACGAUGGACUGGUUACAAAACUUCUGCCAGAAAAAGGAAUUGGAUCAGUCAGAUGUAUACAAAUAUGUUGUUACCAGUCUGCAAAACAUCGGCCAGCAAAUGGUGACCUUUAAGGUCAAGGACAAACUUGAAAAGGUCAUGGGGUCAAGAUCAAGGCCAGAUUUUACGCUGGAUUUACAAUGGAAUCUCCAGCUUCUAGAGAGGCUGCUGUUUGCCAGCACGUUUGAGGACAUCAGUCUGGUACGAAGGAAGCUGGUCACCCUUUUCAACAGACUUCACUGCCAACAGAGGAUACAGGUGGACCUGUGUCUGCUGCAGAAACAUGUAGACAGAAUGCAAGCUGCUCUGCAAAAAGAUCGCAGUCUGGCCCGUCAGACGACACACGAGGCUGUAUCUCACCUGGUGACACUGUUCCCUUUGGUUGUCAUGGCGAUCACAGAUGACAUCCCCAAUAUGGAGCUCACUUCCUACUCUGAGGCCGCAAAGAUGCUGGAAUCAUUCUGUUGGUGGUUUAGACUGUACCAAAUUGCUGGUUCCAGUCUUCACUCAGACAAUCUCGGUUCUCAGCUCAGUCUGUACUGGAAAUGGGCACAGAAACACUUCCUUGGAAGUCUUGUCCAAAGCAACAGUGAACAGAAACAGAUGAAAGCAGCAAUCGGUACUUUACAGUCAAUUCUGAGCAAAGACAACAAGAAAUGGAAGACAUUUGUAAAGUUCAGAAGGUCACUGGGUCAUCCAAGGCCAUUCAAAGGUCAAGGUCAGGCAACAAUGCAUGCAGAAGCGGGGGAGUUGUUUUGUGUCCUUGAACUUGCCUCCAAGCCUUCUGACCUUCAAAAUGACCUGAAAAUUCAGGUGAACAUCCACUACAGGGAGUUCCUGAUUGAUGCCGCAGAGAAGUUGCUCAGUUUGGAGGUUGUUAAUGACGAGGGUCAAGUUGCAGUGGAUGAGAUGCAAGUCUCACUAAGAAAUCUGCUCAUGAAACACAAGUUGUUGUCCAAAUAUGGAAACCAUGUUGCCAUGGAAACUGAUGAUCACAUGACCACUGAAGUUGACCAAUCAGAUUGUACAAAGUAUGGAGUUGAAAAUCCUCUAGCCUUUAUUCAACUCUGGCCCAUGUUUGAGCACAUCACUAUGACAGAAGGUUUCCAGAUGUUUGAGAAGUUUGUCCUUGGAAACUUGGAUGAUUAUCAUGGGGACAGUUACCAUGGUUACAUUCGCUUGUUCACCGCAUGGAAGCCUGGCACUGUGGUGACAUUCAAGUCUGUCAGCCAGUCAUUAUUAAAGGACCUGGUGCCUAACAUUCAAACCACAUUGCUGGAGGGUCUGAGGAAAGGGCACUGUGUCAGAAACCCCGCCCUCUGGGCUCAGUGGUCGGGCAAACUGGCAGAAGACAAUGAAGAAGUACCUGAAACCAAACAGUUCACACUGCACCAGCCAGUGCUCUCCCUUGUCCUGUGCAUGCUGCUGUCAAGGUCAGACACGGAGGUCUCCAUGACGAUCCCCCCCAAUGUGAAGAUCAGCGCCCCACUGAAGAGUUACACAAGGGAGCUUACUCAGCUGUGGUUCAUGAGUCAGCACAUAUGGGCGCAUGUUGGCCGCAUCAGUGGAAGCGAUCUUUUGUCAAUGGAAAGAAGGAGCCUUCUUGCAGUGUUCAUCCAAUCAUUGAAAGCCCUUAAACCCGUCAUGUCCAAAGACUGCCCAGAUGACCUCUAUUUUGACCUCUUGGACUCUGUGGCAACGGGUGAUGACCUCACCCCUGACCUACUGAAAAAGAUUGACUACACCUUGCACGCUUACUGCACACUGGAACACAUUCAGAAAGACACCAGCGAUUUACUGGAUGCCGCUAUUGAUAGCAUUGCGAAAGUGAUUGGAGCUAACUCAGAUGACAUUGGAGACGCGGUGUGUUCUGAGGGUGGCUUUGGUAAUUUGGGGUGUCUUGGGUGUGCCUGGGUGGACACUGGGCUGUUCAACAUGAACCUUCUGGCCCCUCAGGGCCCUGUUGACCCAGUUGAGAAAGUCUUGAUCAAACUGAACAUUGCCCAGAACGAGUUGACAGAACAGGAGGCUGAGCUAGCCGUAUUAUGCUCACAUCACAGACUGGUAACUGGGCAGGAUCUUCUGCAGCAAGCAGACAGACUUGUUCACCCGCGAGUCACUUAUCUCAAUACAGGAUCAGUGGAACUUCGGAAACAAAUUGCAGAACUUGAAAAGCAGAUAGCUUUCCGACCAGCACCAUCGCAGGUGAGAGAUAUUGUGUGA
Molecule: messenger RNA, 9750 nt
Organism: Dreissena polymorpha
Lineage: Eukaryota; Metazoa; Mollusca; Bivalvia; Myida; Dreissenidae
Product: midasin-like
Exons: 57
Coding region: 43-9750 (3235 amino acids)
Biological process (GO): ribosomal large subunit assembly; rRNA processing
Cellular component (GO): preribosome, large subunit precursor
Molecular function (GO): ATP binding; ATP hydrolysis activity
Source: RefSeq, a predicted model, not a curated record